This is a messenger RNA of Cydia strobilella, 5694 nucleotides long. RefSeq lists its product as uncharacterized. NCBI's taxonomy places the organism in Eukaryota, Metazoa, Arthropoda, Insecta, Lepidoptera, Tortricidae. The transcript is spliced from 6 exons. Gene Ontology annotation, biological process: peptidyl-threonine dephosphorylation; negative regulation of gene expression, epigenetic. The record is from RefSeq and is a predicted model, not a curated record. Gene Ontology annotation, molecular function: protein serine/threonine phosphatase activity; mitogen-activated protein kinase binding; cation binding. The coding region runs from base 149 to 2479 and encodes 776 amino acids.
UGGGCCCGCUUGUGAUCAAUAUGUCCACGUGACCUCUCGUUGGUCAGUCGAGACUCGCGUAAUUGCAAAUGCAAAAUGUCUGAAGGAACGCUUGUGUUAAAAUGAAGUCAUAAUAUUUUGUUAACAGUUUGUAGUGUUCUAGUGUAAAAUGCCUGCGUCAAUUGGUGUUAAUUUACGUGUGACGGGCCAUUGUAGCCAAGGCGGGAGAAAGUAUAUGGAAGAUUUGUUUUCCGUUGCGUAUCAACAAACCGAGGACGAGAGAGAUUUGGAGUAUGCCUUCUUUGGAAUUUACGAUGGGCACGGCGGGAGCGAGGCCGCAGCUUUCGCGAAGGAGCACUUGAUGGACUCUAUUGUGAAGCAGCGUCAGUUCUGGUCGGAUAACGACGAAGAUGUGCUGAAAGCUAUCAGGAAUGGUUACAUGCUGACCCACAUGAACAUGUGGAAAGAGCUAGAGAAAUGGCCAAAGACUGUGACAGGAUUACCAAGCACCGCUGGCACUACAGCCAGUGUAGCUUUUAUAAGACGAGGGAAAAUAUACAUUGGCCAUGUUGGGGAUUCUGCAAUUGUUCUUGGUUACCAGAAAGAAGGGAGCGAGGAAUGGGCUGCCAAGCCCUUAACAUCAGACCACAAACCCGAAUCCACAGCAGAAAUGGAACGCAUCCAAAGAUGCGGUGGCAAAGUGGUCUCCAAAGCAGGAGUACCCAGAGUUGUAUGGAACAGACCCCGCCAGGGCCACAAAGGACCUAUCAAGAAGAAUACCCCAAUGGAUGAGAUCCCGUUCUUGGCUGUGGCCAGGUCCUUGGGUGACCUGUGGAGUUAUAACACACAUAAUGAUGAGUUCAUAGUCAGUCCGGACCCAGAUGUGGGAGUGCUGACUAUAGACCCUACUAAAUUUAGGUGCCUAAUAUUCGGAACAGACGGUCUAUGGAACAUGAUAUCACCAGAGGGUGCUGUGAGCCUAGUGCAGGCGACGGAGAGACACAACGAGGCAGCACUCGUUGGUGGCUCUGCUAACCAGCCGAGAGACUGGCUGAACCCGUCGAAGAGCUUAGUUGACCAUGCUCUUGAGAGAUGGUCCAACACGCGCAUGCGCGCCGACAACACGUCCGUGGUGACGCUCAUGCUGGACCCGCCCGGGCCGCCGCGCGCCACCGUGCUGCGCGCGCGCUCGCGGCCCGCGGCGACGCCCGCUCCGGCCCUCACGUCGGCCCCGCCGCCGGAGGAGCCCGACACGAGGGCUGUGCCGCAGAACGGGCUCACCAUCAUGACUAGAUACUCCGAUGUGGACAGUAAUAAGCCUGCUACCCCUGAGACCACUGAAAGCAGCAGAACACCCCUACCUCCGUGUGCAACCCUCGACGGGCGCUUCUCAACCGGCAGCGACGAACGCGGCGAAAAGCGCGAGCAGGACAGCGACGCGAUCGCCAACUACGGGAACCCCGCCGAGUCCUACUUCAUGGCUCGGCUUCUCCAGCGGUCCAGGCUAGUUAACACUCUGUCCUCGGUCACGAAGGAGCUGGCCGGCGAGAAGAGGGAGGAACCCGAACCGGAGCCGGCCACAGUGCUUUCGGAGCCCGAGUUGGAGAAGACGCUGCCGCCCGACGUGCCCGUCGACCCCCCGUCGCCCGCGGUGGAGGAGCCGAAGACCGACGGCGACGACGUCAGUAUACAGAUCAACGAGGUAUCCUCCAGCUCGCCGACGGAGGCCCCGCCGCGGCCGCGCGGCCGGCGACCGAAGGCCGAGGCUCGGCGGGAUGCGCCGCCGCCGCCGGCCAACGACCGCGUGCUGCGCUCGCACGACGCCGAGGCCGCGCCGCGCCCGCAGACUCGGCAGGCGGGCGCCCGCGCUCGGCCCGCCGCCGCGCCGCCCGCCGACCGCGUCGUCAUCCUGAGCCGUCGCGCCGCGCCCGCACCCGCGCCCGCCGCGCCGCCCGACCGCGCGCCACCGCGCAAGCCGCCCGCCGAGCCCGAGCCGCGCGCCACGCGCUCCGCCGGCCCCACCCCCGCCGCCCCCCGCCCGCCCGCGCCGGGAAACUCGGCGCGCGGCCCGGGCCCGGUGCGGCGGGCCCCGGCGGCGCGCCGCCUCGCGCCCGCCCGCAGCCCGCCGCCGCGCGGCUGCUGCAAGGAGAACCGCGCCCGCGCCGCCGCGCCCGCUUCGCGUCGCUCGCCGCGCACCGCGGAUAGCGCGCCCGACCCCGAGGUGCACUCCACCACGCCGCCCGCCGCCGCCGACUGCCUGCGGGCGCGCGCGCUGCGCUCGCGCAACGACGCGGCGGAGCCGGCGCCGCCGAGCAAGGCGGGCAAGCGGCGCGCGACGCCGGAGGACGGCGGGACGCCGAAGGCGCCGCGGCUGGACGCGAGCAAGGCACGCCUCUCGGCGGGGGAGCGCGUGGCGCGCGCGCUCAACAAGCGCUCGUCGGGCCCGUGGGCGCCGGCGCUGGCGCUGCGCAACCGCCUGCGCCGGCGGCUCGCCAAGUGACUAGUGUAGCGUGUCGCGGUUACCUGUGAGUGCGGGGAUAACGGUGCCUUCUAGUACUGCCAAAGUACUCUUUGACUUUUCAUAUUUUAUCGCCCCGGCCGGGCGGGAUCCAAAGAUAACCGUCGUUGCCGGUUAAACUUCUGUUGUUGAUUUUUAUUUUUAGCGAUCCGCUCUCGGGGCCGCGGUCGACGCGCGGCGAACGAUAGUACAAAGAGUAUAUUGAAUAUAAACGUAAAUUUAACUCGUGGACCAGGCGGAAUGAAUGAGCCCCGAUAGAUAUUUAUUUUACACGUAUUUAUGGCCGAUAUCGUCCUGCAUUUAUCUUUAAGCGGGUGAAAAUUAAAUUUUCAUCACCGAGGCUCCACGUAACUUCACCGAACCUUAUGAAGCGCGAGUCAGAUAUAUAGUUACACCAUUAUUUUCGAGAUGUCGCGACGGGGGAACCUUUCGCAAUGAUAUAUAUUUACCCUUAAUUAUAAUAGUGAAAUUAUGCAUACUAUACCAAGAGUGCUUUUCUCAAAUAGUGUAGUAAAUUUAAUAAGAGUGCUAUAUAUAUAAUAUUUAUAUAUUUGAAGUGUACAGAAAAAUGUACAGUUUGAAACAAAAUUUUGGUUGACAUAAAAGGCAAUUUUUAGUUUUGAAGAAACUUAGUUAUUGUAGUUGUUAUUCUUUUAGGAAAAGAAUUCUUUUAUGUACUACCUUACUCACUUUAUCCUUCAGCAAUGAGAGUAGCUAGUUUGACUUAAAAUGACAUCUUAUUUUGUUACGGAAUUCUUAUUAAGAUAGACAUGUUAGACAUAUCCAUGUAUAUUGUAUUUGUCUUAAUGCGCCUUCCAUAUUGUUACUAGAAUUGUGUUUUCAGUUAGGACCUAGAGUACCUAGACCAAUAAAGUGAAAUAAGAGGAAUUAUUGGCUUAUUAAGCCACAGUCGCAGUUAAGAGAAAAAAGUAGAAACUUUUAUUAUUUUAAUAUAACCACCUUUAACAAUAUUGUUUAAUAUUUUAGGAGUACCUAUAAAUUGUUAAUUUAAAACUUUAUAUGUUAAUGAGUUACGUAUAUUAAUGAAUUGGAGUAUAUUUCAAUUAAGACUUAUGUGUUGUUACAUUACAAAAGCGAUCUACUUUUUUCUCUUGACUUAAUCCAGUAUAUUAGCUAUCUCAUACUGUUAACAGUAUAUAUAUUUCCAUAAAUAAUAAAAAAAACCUCAUGAUUCUUAUGAAAAACUAUAAAGCUUUGUAUACAGACCUGGUUGAGCAGAACACUGUGCAACAGGACUGGUUGAGCUCCAUAAAUGGUGAUGACGUCUCGUGAAUAUAUAUAUUUUUUGCUCAUUAAUGUUGUUUUAAAUGUAAUAUUGAUAGCUUAGUCAACACCCGGCUAUCGGUAAACAACAGCUAUCACUUUACUAGGAGUUUAUUAUUAUCACCGUACAAGUCGUACAACGUCUUGCGUUACGAGCAUUAUUGAUAUUGACGAACUCGUCAUAUAAUUUUGCUCUCCCUACCUUGAUACUGGCUAAAUUGUCCCAUUGGACAUAUACCAUCUUUUUUUAGUGAAGUGAGCAAGGACGGUAACAUUAGAUAACUUACCUAGUUACUGUAGCACAGUGUUGCUCUAGAAAAGUGAACUGCAGCAUGGAUGCACUUUAUGAGCAGCUUGUUGCACAUUUUUCGAUUUUCGAGACAUUUUGUUUAUGUAAAUAUAUUCACUGUCAACUGACUCAUCUGAUUUAUGUUAUAAUAAGUAUCGAUAAUUAUGUGAUGAUAAACCAUUGAUGUUUUCCAAAACCAAAACAGUUACGUUACGUUUGCGUACCGCAAUUUUGUUGACUAUACGUUUAUGAAUAUUUGUAACAUUUGACUAACCAACAUGUUAAUGAACUGAAUGUUCUGUAUUUUUUAAUGAUGAAUUUUAUCGUGUAACAGGGUUGCAGUGACGCACCGAUUUCAAAUCGUAUACAAAAUUUUUGCCAAAUCUUAAAUUUGUCUCAUGAAUAUGGAUCGUGAUUACCUUUUGUGUUGUUUUCUAGUGAAACUAACCGUGAAUCAUUCAAAACUGUUAUUGUCUAGUGAAUAUUGAAUGCACGUACUCGUUUAAGCAGUUAUAAAAACGUCUUGUGGUUUUUUUUUUACCAAGCUAAGGAGUAUGUACUAUGUUGAUCAUUAUUAGGUAGCUGCUUAAAGUCUGGAAACCAAUUUGUCCGUAGAUAAAAAUAAAAUAAAAUAUGAAAAAUUUGUAUGGAAGAACUACUACGCGCCUACAUUUAUUUGUCGCCUUUUUCUACUGAUAAAAACUGAUUUGCCAGCUUUAAAAGCUGCAUCCCAUAUAAGUAGCCUUUAAAAGCUACAUCCCACAAUGUGGACGCACUAAAAUCCGAUUUUGAGCGUUUUGUGACUGCUUAGUACUGUGAGAAGUUUUACAAGCGAUGUAUGUCUUUUCCAAGCGAUAGAAAGAUUUGUUUUGCCAAAAGCAAUAUCAUAUAUGGACCAAUAUCUACAUCUACAACUUAUACUCCAAUUAUUAAAUGUUCAAAUAAAACUCAACUUUAUAAAAGUAUUAAUGUGUGUGAAACGUAAAUAGGGAUGUGUCGAUCUUUUAUUAAUCGAUUACCUCAAAUUAUCGAUUAGUAUUUUCGUUGUGUGAAUAUAAUCGAUUAAUCGAACCAAGAUCGAGCGUCCCUAGUAAAUCUGUCGUCCUGGCAACCCAAAAAGCUGUGCGUAGGAGUACCUCAAAGGAAGUAAAAUGUAAUAAGAAAAUGUGCCUCAAUCGUUACCGACUUCACAAAAAAACAUAGGUAAAUAAAAAUAGUGUUCUUUAAUAAAUCAGAUAUGUAUUUUUAUUAAAAAAGUAAAGAUUAUGCAUUGUAAAUUAGCUGUAAAAGAAGAUUUAAUAUAAUUUGUUAAGCUUAUUGUCGAAAAUGUUUUAGAAAAGUUAAAGUUCGUCACUUGACCGUUAGCUUACGUUUUUUGUUAAUUACAUUUGUGCUUAAUUUGAUUGUGUUUGGUUAGGUAUGUGACGGAGUGUUAAGUUUACAAAAUAUAAAUAUCAAUUUUGUAAAACAUGGAGGGUAAUGAUGCCUUGGAACCGUAAGGAUUUGGCAAUGCUAAUAUUGUGAAGAAGCUAAAACAAAUUUUAUAACUAUACAUAUUAGUUAAAGGUAAAGGAUUAUUGUAGAUUUUAUUUUUUGAUUUGAAUAAAGUUUGUAAGAAAUAGAA